AUGGCGCAGCUAUCGAGCCGGCAACAACUGGAUCUGCACAAAUCGAUGCUUGAUUACCUUUACAACGCCGGAUUCACAAAGACGUUCAACGAGUUCCGUUCGGAAGUGCCUGAGCUGGCAGAUUUUGUGCCGGAUCCUACAUCGCCAGCCAGCGGCCUACUAGUGAAGAAAUGGACGAGCAUAAUCCGGAUGCAGCGCAAGGUGAUGGAUCUCGAGGCCCGCCUGGCACAAGCGCACGAGGAGCUCGCGAACGCAGGCCCAGCCGCGUCCGACAGCGCGAAACGCGUGAACAAGGAGUGGAUUCCGUCCUCGACGCCCAAGAACACCCUCGUCGGCCAUCGCGACAAGAUUAACUCGAUCAGCUUUCACCCGCUGUACUCUGUGCUCGCCUCCGCGUCGGUGGAUGCUACUGUGAAGAUUUGGGACUGGGACACGGGCGAGUGCGAGCGCACGCUCAAGAGCCAUACGAAGGCUGUCUCGGACUGCCAGUACGAUUCAACGGGCAAGGUGUUGGCUACUUGUUCGGAUGAUUUGUUCAUCAAGCUGUGGAAUGUCCCAGACGAUUAUAAGAAUUAUGCGACGUUGCGCGGACACGAACAUUCCAUCUCAAGCGUCAACUUCAUGCCAGGGGACGCUCAACUGAUAUCAGCCAGUCGCGAUAACACCGUUCGCGUAUGGGACGUCCAAACGAGUCAUUGUAUAAAAGUGUUGAAGCCACAUACAGAAUGGAUCCGGUCGGCGUUGCCUAGUGCAGAUGGACGGUUGAUGUUGACAUGCUCAGACGAUCAUACCGCUCGUAUAACCGACAUGGAAAGCGGAGCGAUGAAAAUAGAAAUGCGAGGGCACGACAAUCGUAUCGAAUGCGCAGUGUUCAUUCCUCAAGCCUCGAUCCCCGCAGUUCGAGAACUGGUUGCUCUGCCGGCAACUGUCCAAUCAGCAAAGGUCGAUUCUCUGGGUAUCUCGUUCGUGAUAACUGGGUCGAGAGAUAAGACCAUCAAACUUUGGGAUGCACUGCGAGGGCAAUGUUUGUGGACCUUUGUGGGCCAUGACGGUUGGGUACAAGCACUUACUUUCCACCCAUGCGGGAAAUUCCUUCUUUCCGCCGCCGAUGAUCAUACUAUGCGUGUAUGGGAUCUGAAAACAGGAAGAUGUCUAAAGAAGAUCGAAGCACAUAAUCCAUUCGUGCAAUGUGUAGCAUGGGGUCCAACACCUGUAACAGAAGGAAGUGACGAUUCAGACCGGAUUGUGAAUGUAGUGGCUACAGGCGGAACAGAUAAGCUGAUCAAAAUCUGGAGACCGUAA
Messenger RNA from Psilocybe cubensis, 1302 nucleotides. RefSeq lists its product as uncharacterized. Gene Ontology annotation, biological process: mRNA splicing, via spliceosome. Gene Ontology annotation, cellular component: U4/U6 x U5 tri-snRNP complex. NCBI's taxonomy places the organism in Eukaryota, Fungi, Basidiomycota, Agaricomycetes, Agaricales, Agrocybaceae. The transcript has 11 exons. The record is from RefSeq and is a predicted model, not a curated record. The coding region runs from base 1 to 1302 and encodes 433 amino acids. Gene Ontology annotation, molecular function: U6 snRNA binding; U4 snRNA binding; protein binding.